CCACAACGUCCUCUAGAUGGCGCUGUUAAUUUUGAAGAGCAAACUCACCGGAAGUCUCGCGUUGUUGUUUUGUUUUCACCGGAUGCUAUGUUCAGAGUUUCAAAACACACAAGAGUCUGCAGGCAUCCCUCUGUAACUUCUUUCACUUCUUUUGCUGCCACUCAGAGGCUUUUCUUAUCAUUCUAACGGAUUAAAACGGACUUCCAAGAUGGCGGCUCCGCUGCUGGAGUUCGAGACCGAGAUGUUUCUGAGUCUCUUUGAGUCCGACGGGCUGCUGGUUGCGGCGGAAGGUCUGGGGAUAGACCGCAUCCUGCUGCAGUUCAUGCGGGUUUACUCCGAGGAGGGCAGCCUGGUCCUUCUGCUCAACACUACCACACCCGAACAGGAAUAUUUCACAGAGCAAUUACGAAUAGAGGGUGUGAGCCAUCUGCCCAGGACGGUGACCAGUGAUGUCCAGAGCACUGAGCGUUACAACGUUUACACUGAAGGAGGGGUUCUGUUUGUCACCAGCAGAAUCCUAGUAGUCGACUUCCUCACCGAUCGCAUCCCGGCUCACCUUAUAUCAGGCAUCCUGGUGUACCGUGCUCAUAAGAUCAUCGAAUCAUGUCAGGAGGCGUUCAUUCUUCGCUUGUUCAGACAGAAGAACAAAACUGGCUUCAUUAAGGCCUUCACUGACAAGGCUACAGCCUUCUCCUCCGGCUUCUGCCAGGUGGAGCGCGUCAUGAGAAACCUGUUUGUCAAGAAGCUAUACUUGUGGCCAAGAUUUCAGGCGUCUGUGAACACAGCGCUGGAGAGGCACAAGCCAGAGGUGGUGGAGCUGCAUGUGUCUCUAACGCCAGCUAUGAGAGCCAUCCAGAGCUCCAUCAUGGACAUCAUGAGUGCCUGUCUGAAGGAGCUGAAACGCUACAAUCCUACCCUGGAAGCUGAGGACCUGUCACUGGAGAAUACCUUGGGAAAUGCAUUUGAAAAGACAGUCCGUCACUACCUAGAUCCCCUGUGGCAUCAAUUAGGAGCAAAAACAAAAGCGCUGGUCCAGGAUCUUAAAGUUCACAGGGUUCUCCUUCUCUAUCUUACCCAGUACGACUGCGUCACCUUCCUCAAUCUGCUGGAGUCUCUGCGCUCCAGCCAGAAGAUCUUUGGUUCCAACUCAGGCUGGCUGUUCCUGGACUCCAGUACCUCCAUGUUUGUAAAUGCAAGGAGCAGAGUGUAUCGUAUCCCUGAGACCAAAAAGAAACCCAAACUAGUUGGAGAGGCGGAGAAAACGAAACCCUCCUCUGCCUCAGAGGUGAAGCGGGAGCUGGUGCUGGAGAAGAGUCCAAAAUGGGAGGUUCUGACUGAGGUUAUGGAGGAGAUUGAGAAGGAAAACAAGAACUCUCAGAAUGAACCAGGUCGUGUGCUGAUUUGUGCCAGUGACGACCGCACCUGCGCACAGCUGCAGCAAUUUCUCAAACACGGCUCUGAUUGGCUGCUUAACCGGCUCUACGCCCGCACCAUCGGGAAACGGGACCCCGGUGCAGCGGCUGCAUUUGAGCUGGACGCACAGAAGAAGAAGAAGGACUGGCAGAAAAGAGGAGCCAAGGGAAAAGAACCUGCUCGGAAAAAAAACUCUAAACCCACAAAAGGCAAAAGCAGACCUUCGCUGACCCUGACCCAAAUGAUGGGGAAAGAGGAGUCAGAUGAAGCAGCACCGAUGGGGAGCAGUGAGGAUGAAGACAAUCUGAUGGAGGAGGAUGAAGGCGAGGAAGAGCAGCUGAAGUUAAAUCUGUCCUCCGAUGCCUACUAUGGCAUCCUUAAAGAGCCGCUGACCGUCAUCCACCCCCUGAAAGGCUGCACAGACCCACACAGCCUGACCCGCGUGCUGCAUGAGGUGGAGCCCAGCUUCGUGGUGCUGUAUGAUGCAGAGCUGAGUUUUGUUCGCCAGCUGGAGAUCUAUAAAGCUAACCGGCAUGGAAAGCAUCUCAGAGUGUACUUCCUGAUCUACGGAGGCUCAACAGAGGAGCAGAAGUAUCUGACAGCUCUGUCCAAGGAAAAGAAAGCUUUUGAGCAUCUGAUCAGGGAAAAAGCUACCAUGGUCAUCCCAGAGGAGAGAGAAGGGCGAGGGGACACCAACUUAGACUUAGCCAGAAAUUUAGAGCCCGCCAAUGCUACAACUAACACCCGCAAAGCAGGGGGCCAGGAGCAGCCCAAAGAGCCUUCCAGGGUCAUUGUGGACAUGCGGGAAUUCCGCAGCGAGCUGCCGUCCCUGCUGCACCGCCGCGGCCUGGACAUCGAGCCCGUCACCCUCGAAGUGGGCGACUACAUUCUGUCUCCCGAUACCUGCGUGGAGCGCAAGAGUGUCAGCGACCUGAUUGGCUCACUGCAGAGCGGACGCCUCUACACCCAGUGCCUCUCCAUGACCCGCUAUUACAGAAAACCAGUACUGCUCAUCGAGUUUGACCCAGCCAAGCCAUUUUCUUUGAUGGCUCGCUCGGAUUUUCGAAGUGAAAUCUCGUCGAACGACAUUUCCUCCAAAUUGACGUUGCUUACGCUGCACUUCCCCCGCCUCAGAAUACUGUGGUGCCCCUCCCCGCACGCCACAGCCGAGCUCUUCCUGGAGCUGAAGCAAGGCCGUCCUGAGCCCGACGCUUCUGCAGCCCAGGCCGUCACAGCCGAGUCAGACGUGGUCGGGGAAUCAGCUGACUUCUACAACCCCGGGCCUUAUGACUUCCUGAUGAAAAUGCCAGGAGUGAAUGCCAAAAACUACAGAGCACUGAUAAAAGCUGCAGACAGCCUGGCAGACUUGGCUAAGCUGAGCCAGGAAAAGCUUGCAGAAGCUCUGGGGAAUGCUAGCAAUGCUAAAAUGCUGCAUGAAUUUCUGCAUAAUGUGGCGGAUGUUCCUGCUCCCAUUCAGAAGGCCAAACAAACAUCAUGACAUCUUUAUCUUAUAUAAUAAUGAAUUUACCUUAAUGAAAAUGAAUUUUACAUUUUAAGGAAUGGAAUGAAAUUAUUGUAGAAUAAAAUAGACAGAAGUAUU
Messenger RNA from Cyprinodon tularosa, 3013 nucleotides. RefSeq names its product excision repair cross-complementation group 4 (gene ercc4). Gene Ontology annotation, cellular component: nucleotide-excision repair factor 1 complex. Bases 209 to 2911 code for a protein of 900 amino acids. Lineage: Eukaryota; Metazoa; Chordata; Actinopteri; Cyprinodontiformes; Cyprinodontidae. Gene Ontology annotation, biological process: resolution of meiotic recombination intermediates; double-strand break repair via homologous recombination; nucleotide-excision repair involved in interstrand cross-link repair. The record is from RefSeq and is a predicted model, not a curated record. The transcript has 11 exons. Gene Ontology annotation, molecular function: damaged DNA binding; single-stranded DNA binding; single-stranded DNA endonuclease activity.